Molecule: messenger RNA, 3589 nt
Organism: Ornithorhynchus anatinus (platypus)
Lineage: Eukaryota; Metazoa; Chordata; Mammalia; Monotremata; Ornithorhynchidae
Gene: CPNE7
Product: copine 7
Exons: 16
Coding region: 1-1791 (596 amino acids)
Biological process (GO): cellular response to calcium ion
Cellular component (GO): plasma membrane
Molecular function (GO): calcium-dependent phospholipid binding
Source: RefSeq, a predicted model, not a curated record
AUGGGGCCCGGGGCCGCCCCGCCGCCCGCGCCUGCCGCCCCCGACACCCCCGACCCGGGACGGCCCCGACAGCCGCGGGCCGCCCGGCUCACCGGACACACCCGCUCCCGCUCCCGCUCCCGCUCUCUUUCUCGGGGGGGGGGGUCGGGGUCGGGGUCGGCGGGGCCCCCGGUGGUCUCCAAGGUGGAGCUGCGGCUGAGCUGCCGGCACCUGCUGGACCGCGAUCCGCUCAACAAGUCGGACCCCAGCGUCCUGCUGCUCCUCCAGUCCCAGCGGCACUGGGUGGAGGUGGACAGGACUGAGGUCAUCAAGAGCAACCUCCACCCGGUCUUCUCCAAGGUCUUCACACUGGAUUAUUACUUUGAGGAGGUGCAGAAGCUGCGGUUCGAAGUGUAUGACAUCCACAGCCACUGCAGCAUCGGCUCUCAGGACGAUGACUUCCUGGGGGGUGUGGAGUGCACCCUGGGUCAGAUUGUGGCGCAGAAGAAGAUGACCAAAUCCCUGUUCCUCAAAUUUGGCAAGCCGGCUGGCAAGUCCACCAUCACGGUGACAGCGGAGGAAAUCUCUGGGAAGAAUGGUUAUGUGGAGCUCUCCUUCCAGGCUAGGAAGCUGGAUGAUAAGGAUCUCUUCAGUAAAUCCGAUCCCUUUCUGGAGAUCUACCGGAUCAACGAUGAUCAGAGCGAGCAGCUGGUGUACAGAACUGAGGUGGUGAAGAACAACCUGAGCCCCGUGUGGGACCCGUUCAAGGUUUCCCUGAACUCCCUGUGCAGCUGCGAAGAGAGGAGAAUGCUCAAGUGCCUGGUCUGGGACUACGACUCCCGCGGGAAGCACGAUUUCAUUGGCGAGUUUUACACGACGUUCGAGGAAAUGCAGCAAGCCAUUGGAGAGAGCAAGGCCCAGUGGGACUGUGUGAACCCAAAAUACAGAACAAAGAAGAGGAAUUACAAGAACUCCGGGACUGUGAUCUUGUCAGACCUGAAGGUCCACAGGGUGUACUCCUUCCUGGAUUACAUCAUGGGAGGAUGCCAGAUUCAUUUCACCGUGGCCAUUGACUUCACAGCCUCAAACGGAGACCCUCGAAACAGCUGCUCUCUCCAUUACAUCAACCCUUACCAGCCCAACGAGUACCUGAAGGCUCUCAUCGCGGUGGGGGAGAUCUGCCAGGACUAUGACAGUGACAAGAAAUUUUCUGCUCUGGGAUUUGGAGCCAGGAUUCCCCCAAACUAUGAGGUCUCCCAUGACUUUGCCAUUAACUUUGAUCCCGAAGAUGACGAGUGUGAAGGGAUCCAGGGAGUGGUAGAGUCCUACCAGAGUUGCCUGCCUAGAAUCCAGCUCUACGGUCCCACCAACGUGGCGCCCAUCAUCACCAAGGUGGCCCAGGUGGCCGCUGCCGAGGAGAACACCAACGAGGCUUCCCAAUAUUACAUUCUCCUGAUCCUGACGGACGGCGUGGUGACCGACAUGGCGGACACGCGGGAGGCUAUCGUGAGGGCCUCCCACCUGCCCAUGUCCAUCAUCAUCGUGGGCGUGGGCAACGCCGACUUCACGGACAUGCAGAUCCUGGACGGGGACGACGGCGUCCUGCGCUCGCCCAAGGGGGAGCCGGUUCUCCGAGACAUCGUGCAGUUCGUCCCUUUCCGUGACUUCAAGAGUGCAUCGCCCACAGCCCUGGCUAAGUGUGUCCUGGCCGAGGUGCCCAAGCAGGUGGUGGAGUAUUACAGCCACAAGGAGCUGCCCCCUCGCUGCCCCACGGCCGACUCCCCGGACCCCACAAUUGGCCCGUCCCAGUGAGGGCACCUGGCUGGGACAACAUGUCGCCCCCUUGUAUUUUUUUUGUUGGCAGAUGGAGGGGACGAUGGGAGAAGUUGGGGGCUGGAGGGGGAAGAUGAAAAGGGGAAGUUCCUGUGAGCCAUCCAGGGCUCGCUCCUGUUCUCUGGCGGAUGGGCUCGCUCCUCUGAACCUCACAGACAAGAACAUCCUCCCCGCCCUCUCCCACUUCCACUUGUUUCGUGCGCUUUGUGUUUCCAGAGUGACCGGCUCGGACACGGUCCAGAUCGGGGGGGCCCACAGGUGGGACUGGGGCUCUGACCUCUGGGCCUCUGGCUGAAGUGGGGGGUCAGGGAACCUGGGGGGCUGCAAUGGGGCCAAGGAAGGACCCUUCCAUCCCCACCAUCCUCCUCCUCCGGUCCCCUGGCCUCGCAGGCCGCCCUGCCUGCUUCCAUCAGACCAGCUGAGUCACCCUUGUCCAGCAGCUCUGCCUUCAGGGCAGAGGAAAGAGCGGGGAGGGACCACCCGGCUCUGGCUACUGUGAAGGGGGAGACUCAGUCGGACCCACCAGGUGAGUGAGGGGCCGGGACCCACUCCUCCCCUUCCCCUGCUUAGGAACCUCCGGAAAGGAGGAGAAAGCAGGAGAAGGAAGAACAGCAUCUGGGAUAGACGGGGGAGCCCAGAAAGCCGAAGGAGCCAGGGGCCGUGGGAAAACUUUGAGGGUGGGUUCUUCCCGGGCAUACCCCUGUCGGGCUGAGCAGACACCCAGUGAGGAGAGGAGGAGGAGGAGGGUAAAGGGGACAGGAGAAAAGGGUGGCAGUGGUGAGCCUCAGUGGGCCUUGGCCUGGGGUGGAAAUGGUGGGUGCUUCCCCCAGCUCUCCUCUCAAAGCCAUGGAGGUUGACCCACUCCCAUCUGCCCUGGGCUCGGCCUGCUUGGUCAAGAUGUAAGGUUUUGGCCGAGACCCCUUUCUUGCUGCGUUGUUUAUGCUGGGGAGCGAUGGUUCCUUGUGGCCCCGAGUCUGUGUCGGGGACCGAUGAAGCUGGGUGGAGAAUCCCAAGCCCCAGGUUAGGGUCCCGUGCCCAGUUCCCCCACUGUCCAGACAGAGGAGAAGAGAACAGGUCUAACUGCGAAGGGGAAGCCGCCCCGUCCUCCCUGUCCCCCAGCUCACCGGUCCCCUCGAAUUUACAGAAAAGCAUGGCCCAGACCUCCUGGCCCUGGGGCCCCCAUGGGAGAAAACAGGCAAUGCUAGGUGGGGGGCUUGGUGGUCUGACUCGGACCUCGACCCCUCUAAUUGCUCAUCCGGCUUUAGCUCACCAAUCUGUUGUCCUCCCCGCUCCCUCCCCGACCUGGCCGCUAAGAAUCCUCCUCUCUCUGGAGCCUGUGGGGAUGACGGAGAAAAGGGGAGGCUGAAGGUGGGCUCUGGCCCAGGGGCCCUACUGGCUCCCUAACCUUUGCCAGGGAGGCUCAGGGACCUAGCUGUCUGCAGGGGACUAGACGGUGAGAGGGGAGCGAAGCACCUGGAUAGCCCCCCGGCCUACCUCCAGCCGCCUUCCCCUACAGCUGAGCAGGAAAUCAGGUGUGGCCCAGGUAUGGGUGGGAAGUGUGGCUCGUUUGGUUUUGGGGGUCAGGCUGCCUGGGUCUCAUCGGCCUGCCCAGGCUCGGAUGCUUAAUUUCUCUUUUAAACUGGAUAAUCUCGGUUCUGUUCUCCCCUGCCCCACUCCUGGUCUCAGUUCGGUGCCUGCUUUUGCCGCCCCUAGGUCGCGUGUCCCUGUGGUCAGUGUGUCGGAGGGGUGACAAUAAAACUUCACCUUCCUUGCCGUG